AUGCCUUACAGCAGCACCAGUGCCUAUGAUUUCGUAGCCGUUGGACCUGUCACUGCGAGUGAAGGUGCAAGGGCUUCACAGCCCUCAGCUGACUCGUACCAAAGUCAAUCCAUAUGGUGUCCCAAAGGUGCUCGAGGGGCUUACGGCGGUCAAGUCAUUGGCCAAGGUCUUCACUCCGCUAUCCAGACAAUCUCCGAUAACAAAGGUCUUCACUCGAUGCACAUACACUUUUUGCUUCCUGCCAAUCCCUCCAUCCCGAUAAUCUACAAUGUGGACCGGAUACGAGAUGGGAAGAGUUAUGCGACACGGUCCAUUCGAGCGAUGCAAGGUGAUAAAGUCGUAGCUGUCAUCAUGGCUAGCUAUUCGACCACUUCGACGAGCACAAGAACGGUUGAUGGCGUUAGACAGCCAUCUUUGAAAUCCCAAACGACGGGUUUGAUCGUCCCCAGUGAAGAGCCCUCGGUCUCUCAUUCACUUAGAUUCGUCAUUGAGAGUUCUAGCAAAUCCUCAGAUAGAAACGAACGGACGACAAAAGCCAGUGGCACGCAUCGGUACGGACAAGGUGGUGAUAUUCCUCCAUUUCAACCUCGUUACGCGCAGCCUUAUCCUGAUGGGAUACUGCCAAUGAAGCAAUGCGAAUUGGAACCGGAUAGAUGGACCAAGUUUUUGAGCAGAGCCGAAUCCAGUAUCUCGCCUCGAAGACGAAGAGCCGUCGAGGAGUAUAUCCAAGAGAGAAGGGAUUCACCAUGGGAAGUGGCAAUAGCUAAGAGCUCGACCCAUUUUACACCUCUCGAAAACGGUACGAGGCGGAUGGUCUGGCUGAAACCCAAGAUUCCCAGUGGGACAAAAGUCUCGUUGGAAGAACACAAAUGCAUCAUCGCCUGCAUUUCCGACUUCCAAUUCAUAGGCGCAGCAGCUCGCCGAAUAGGUCUCACGGCAAUCAGCAAACCUCCUCUUGGAAUGCUCACGUCCUUAGACCAUACCAUCUACUUCUACCCCUUCCCCAAAAAUCUCGACCCCUCUGCCCCGUUGUUGCACGUCAUUGAGGCGAUUAUCGUGGAUGUGCAACCUGGACGAGGGGUUGUCCAAGGAAGAAUAUACACAGAGACCGGGGAAUUGAUCGCAGUGACGAUACAAGAGGGCGUGGUCAGAGCCGGUCAAAUCAGUGCAGGAGAAGGGAAUAGAGCGCAGCAGGCGCGGGAGAAAGCAAAGCUGUGA
Molecule: messenger RNA, 1218 nt
Organism: Kockovaella imperatae
Lineage: Eukaryota; Fungi; Basidiomycota; Tremellomycetes; Tremellales; Cuniculitremaceae
Product: thioesterase-like superfamily-domain-containing protein
Exons: 3
Coding region: 1-1218 (405 amino acids)
Biological process (GO): acyl-CoA metabolic process; fatty acid catabolic process
Cellular component (GO): peroxisomal matrix
Molecular function (GO): fatty acyl-CoA hydrolase activity
Source: RefSeq, a predicted model, not a curated record